Anisakis simplex (herring worm) is the source of this 594-nucleotide messenger RNA. The record is from the annotation of a GenBank genome assembly. NCBI's taxonomy places the organism in Eukaryota, Metazoa, Nematoda, Chromadorea, Rhabditida, Anisakidae.
AUGUUCACACGUAAAGUUUUCACAUUUGAGACAGGUGUGAUGAACGAUCCAUUGAGCUUACAAGAAGACAAUUUCGAGGAUGAUGCUGAUGACGAUAACGANGAGGAUUUCUCGUUUCACGGUACUGAGGGGAAUGCAUACGAAGAGGAGAGAUAUGCGCAAGGAUAUGACCAAGAAGCGAUUCGUUCACGAUCAAAACUGACGGUUGAUGCUGGGUCGAAAUCGGAUUUAUCUCUCUCUAUUGGAGCAUUACCGCUGAAUCGGUUGGAAACAAUAACUGAGGAAUCACGAGUCACUUCUGAUGGUAACGAUGAACCCGAGCGUUCACGUGUCUCGGAAAAUCGACGAAUCGAGAAAGCAGAAAUGAUGAGGGCUGAUAAUAAAAUCUCGGAAGACAGUGAAUUUUUUAAGCCAGGUGCGGAAUUUUGGGUGUUAGAAGAGGAGAAGUUUAAGAAAGAAAGUGUUUUGACAAAAGACGAUUGGCGUUUCAAUAGAACACAUCAUGAAAAGGAACGCAGUUGGGAGCCGUCGAUCACAGAUUCAACUCCGCCGAUCCCAUCGCUGGAACCUAACAGACUUCUGAAACUUUGUUAG